Durusdinium trenchii is the source of this 2507-nucleotide messenger RNA. The record is from the annotation of a GenBank genome assembly. NCBI's taxonomy places the organism in Eukaryota, Dinophyceae, Suessiales, Symbiodiniaceae.
AAGGGAAGAAGUCUUGAAGAUUUGGAUAUAGGAAAACCUUAGGGCGAUUUUCAUCAUAUAUUCCGCUUCACCCGGAUGUCCGCAGCGAUUCUUUUGGCUUCUGAACUUUGCGGGUGGAGCUGAACCUGACAGCCAUGGGAUGCUCCAGCAGCAAGGAACCAGGAGUCCGAGGAAUUCAAAUGGAGAAUGCCAACACGACUGUGCAGAAGGAUUCAUCGGAGACUCCUGAGACUGCACGUUUGAUCGAGGAAGGGCAGGUCCAGCUCGUCAAAUCGUCUCAGCCCCUACUUGCCACUUCGGGCAACAAGGAAACUCAGAAGAUUAUUGACAGGCUCACAGCUGGGGAGGACUUUGAGACACACAAGUGGCGGUGCUUCUUCAAUCCAGAUAUGGCUUACUACAGUCUCAGCCCUUUCGCACGCUUGACAGUAGAAAUGGUAGAAGCGCGCAACCUCAUUCCCUCAGUGACCAGCAGCUUUGAAUCCUAUUUGGGUGACGAACCAGAUGGUUUUGUGAAGGUCUAUGUGGAUGAUUGCUUCAAGUACUCAACAAGUUGCAUCAACAAUGAUCGCAAUCCCCAGUGGAACGACACACAAGUCUUUGACAUCGUGGCCGACAAGAGCAUUGUGCGUUUGCAUGUCUACGACUCUGACUCCCAUGACAACUCCACGCUCAUAGAUCCUAUUGGCUUCGUGGAGUUUUGCAUUGCAGACAUCCCAUUUGACCAAGUGAUUGAUGGCUGGUUGGAGCUUCGCUUCCCAGGAAAUCUCCAAGGAAUCAAUACUGACCGAUACGCCGAACACAUGGCUCAACGUGAGGAAGAGAUGCAAACGCCGAUGCCCACGAAGCCUUCCAUUGAACAAGAUGACAGCAACAAUCCUGCUCCAAAGGCGAAGUCCAAGAAGAAGGAGGCGGCAGACCCUGCAGAUGCCUACAAAGUGGAGGCGGCUAAGAUCAAGACCUCUUUCACGAAUCGAAUGUUCAAGCGCAUUCGAGCGGGCUCAAACAAAAUGAUGGGAAGGGUUGAAGAACCACCUCCUGACACCCAGUUUAAUGCCGGUGAGAUUCAUGUCCGGAUGAAGCUUGAGAGGUGCGUGUCUGAAAACACGGCCUUGUUUGCCAAAGCACUGGUACCAAGCUGCAUGACCUUUGCUACCUUUAUCCAGGAGGAAUUCUUGCCAAAGCUUGAUGUUCAGGAAUUGCUAGACGAUGCAUUGGAUCUGAAGAUUGAGAUCGUCGAUGAGAUGUUCUUUGCAGUUGCCGCUUUUUUCAGCUACGUGCUGGCAUGGCGUUCUAUCAUGGUUUCCGGGCUUCUUUUCAUUUGUGUCAUGUCAGGAGCAAAGUCCUCAAUGCUGGUUUACGGUUUUUGGCAUUUGUGGCUCGCACUCGUGCUUGUCUUGCUGAAGUUUGACAGCUGGCGGCUUCCCAUGACAACCAAUGGGUACAAUGCCCCGCUGAAUCAGGAAGGUUUGCAGUUGAUCGCUCAAUGCCGAGAUGUCAACGAGAUGUACUACUAUCUCAUCCGAAUGGUUCAGUCGAGAAUGGGAGUAAUCAACAGCAUGCAGGAGCUGGUGCACUUUGCCGGCACCAUCGUCCAGGGAGAUGGCGAACUGACUGUGACCUUUGACCAGCUCAUGAAGGCUUUGCGGGACUUGUGGUUCCUUGAUUUUGCAUCAGGAAGCAAUCACCUCGAGGUGGACACAUUGGUGAGGGUCCAUGAUCGGCGCAGGGGCACUGUGACCAAGAUCCAUGUGGAUAAGACCAAGCCUGAAGGAAAUCCUCAUCGCCAAAAGAUUGAGGUGGACUUUGACGAGAAAGAUUUUCAGGACCCAUCAAUGAAGGGGACCUUUGAUGCCUGGGAUGUGUCAGUUCGUCCGUCAGUCCCCUCAAUUCCGCGCUUCCUGGUGCCAAAGACCAUCCUGAGCUUGGUCUCAACACUUCAAUUUGAGGCUGAUGCUGCAAAGAAAGCCAUCCUUCCAUAUGCAGAAGGUCUUCGAGCCUUUUUCCGCUGGAAAAAACCAAAGUGGAUGGCCUUGGUUUUGCUCGUACUCCUUUUUAGGGCCUACAUCUCCUUCGAGGGCUUCCUCGAUGAGCACAGCUGGUGUCAUAUUGCAAUCCGUGUCAUGACCAUUCUACGAAACGUGCUGCUGGGAGUACUGGUCCUGUUUGUGCUAUUUGGACAAGCAAAAAUUUGGAAGGUGGGACGCGGCCUGAUCCUUCUUGCUGUUAGCAAGACUUGUGAAAGUCGCCAGGCGCCAGACUGCUGGAAAUUUUACAAGCCACCUAAUGUGCCGUACCGCGUCACAGAAAAGCCCAAGGCUGAGUAAGACCAGGCACCGCAGAUGUCCUCUAGGACUCGGUUGUCCUCCCCAGUUUCUUGCUUUCGCGAAGCUUAGCAAGAUAGUGCACUUUCACAAGAUGAAGCCUCUCUUCUUUGGGGCUAUUUUUUCAAAGCCAUUUCACUGUGCAUUCGCCCUGCGAAGCUACUGCUGCACCAAGUUUACGGC